UCGUGCAACCUUUCGAAAUGGCUUCGAAAACCGUGAAGACCUCCUCCGAUGAGAUUCUUUGCGAGGGCGAGCUGGAGAAGCGAAGCCACAGCCUGUUCCAGGUCUGGAAGAAGAAGCGCUGCGUGCUCACCGCCGACCGCCUGCGCCUCUUCUCCGGGAAAUCCGGCCCCGCCAAGGAGCUGUUUUUCCACUCCAUCCUCAAGGUGGACUGCGUGGAGCACACCUCCAAGUACGUGUACUUCACCAUCGUCACCAACUAUUACAAGGAGAUCGACUUCCGCUGCACGGGCAAGAGCUGCUGGAACGCGGCCAUCACCAUGGCGCUGAUCGACUUCCAGAACCGUCGGGCGCUGGAAGACUUUCGCCGCUGCCGCUACCGGUACCAGCGCUCUGCGUCCGAUACGCAGUCCGAGCCCGGUGAGCGGAGCGCUCUGGGUCCGUGAAACGCACGGGACCAGUUGAGCCGGGAACCAGCCCACGCUGCCGCAUCAGACAGGAGCCCAGGAGCCCAGGGGAUGCCCCGGGUGACGCCGCCGCUGCUCUUCUCAGAAGAUAUUCCCGUGCUUGCUGAGCCUUGCCCCGCUGUGCGGGUGCGCUAACUUAUUGGACCGUAUUUAUAUUGGUUACCCACUUCCAACCCACC
This is a messenger RNA of Apodemus sylvaticus (European woodmouse), 643 nucleotides long. RefSeq names its product pleckstrin homology like domain family A member 2 (gene Phlda2). Lineage: Eukaryota; Metazoa; Chordata; Mammalia; Rodentia; Muridae. The record is from RefSeq and is a predicted model, not a curated record. Gene Ontology annotation, molecular function: phosphatidylinositol phosphate binding. Gene Ontology annotation, biological process: placenta development; positive regulation of apoptotic process. Bases 18 to 443 code for a protein of 141 amino acids. The transcript is spliced from 2 exons.